AUCUCCCCCAACGAAAUUCAGUGAAGUUAACUAACUACCAUUCAAAAACAUUCAAUUUUAGUACAAGUGUUGUGUAGCAUGUAGGUGUCGGAGUUAGUCUAUUGAGAUGGCACAAGAAAUAGAAAACUACCCACAAGUCAAGCCAAAGCCUUCCCCACAGUUAAUGCCUUCUCACUCUGUGGAGCUACGAAUCGCCACCAUGAUUCCCACAACUUCAUGGUUUACACCCAAGAGGUAAUGUAAUGCACCUUUUCUGUUUCCGUUCCCACCUCCAAGAUCCGUGCUUGGUAAGUAAAGGAGAGAAACAUUUAAACCAAUUCUGGGUCUUUUUGAAUUUUCAUUUUUUGGUUGGUGGGUGAAAGCAAGUCGAUGUUCUUACGAAGUGUUUGGUGGUUUUUGGCCCUGUGAUUACUUAAUCCUUGUGUCUUGUUUGGUAGGCUACUUGCCAUAUUUUGUGUGAUUAACUUGUUAAACUAUGUGGAUCGAGGAGCCAUAGCAAGCAAUGGUGUUAAUGGAAGUAGGGGAACAUGCACUGACGGUGGUACCUGCACUUCUGGUACUGGAAUACAGAGGGGUUUUGCCAGUGUUUUCCAUUUUAAAGCUAGAGAUUCUCAUAUUGUACAAUUGAUAUAAUAGCUGAAAAGGGCAGGGAGAAAUGAAACCCAAAAAGAGGGGUUGGGCAGAUGGAAAAAGCAUUUCUUUGGUCACUUUUUAUUUUCUGUGAUUAAAGUGGGAUGAUUGCUUAUUAAUUCAAUGAAUUUUAAAAAGGAGCCAGUAAAUUAUUCCUGCGUAUGAAACUCCAAAAAGGCAAAAGAAGUAAGCUAAUUGGAACAGGAAACCAAGAUUUUAUCGUAUGUACUAACAGGCAGUUCUCAUGUAAUAGGAAAUCUGAGUUACUGCUUAGGAUAAAUCAUAAUUAUUGAUUAUAUUUUGCAUGUAUUUCCUUGGCCACCGUCGAACAACAACUGACACGAAAAACUCAAUGCCUGUGGUCAAAUUUAAAAAUUGUCUCUAAUCUUGAUCCAUAUUCUUGUUAUAUUCAGCAACAACAUGCUUAAUAUAGCUGUCAAAGGUUUUGAAUCAUUAGUGCAUGAGUAACCAAAUUAUCGAACCUAAAUUUUCAAAGUUACAUCUUUGGUUUUACAUGCUCCCUUCCUCUUUCAGAGUGAGAAAUCAAGAAAAGGGGGUAUUAUCAUGGCUUUAAAAUGUGGUUUUCCUUAAAAAGAUGAAUAAGAAAUGAAAGCAAUCUAAAUUGAAAAGGCAUUCAUGCAUGAUAUCCUUAAAUUAUUGCAAUAAGAAGAGAAAGAAACCGGGGCUCUUGCAUGUUGAAGCCUAGUUUUUGCCCUAUUGUUAUGCAUGCUUGUCAAAAUGGAGAAACAUAAAGCCAGCAAGAUGUAGAAUUUAAUUAUAGUCCAAGAUAAUUUGUUGCCUGUAUAGGCUACUCCAUGUGUUAUAUGUCAUGACAUUAAUAAUGUAAUGUGCAGAAGUAAAUUUUCAGCCAUUUAGACAAAAUAUUUUUCUCCUUUUUCGUAGGGGGGAUUUUAACCUGAAUAAUUUUGAAGAUGGAGUUUUAUCAUCUGCUUUUAUGGUUGGACUUCUUGUGGCUUCUCCAAUAUUUGCCUCUCUUGCAAAGAGUGUAAAUCCAUUUAGACUUAUAGGAGUUGGAUUGUCAGUUUGGAGUCUUGCAACUCUAUGCUGUGGUUUUGCUUUUGAUUUCUGGACCAUUUCAAUCUGUCGCAUGCUAGUUGGUGUUGGUGAGGCUUCAUUUAUAAGUCUUGCAGCACCUUUUAUUGAUGACAAUGCCCCAGUUUCUCAGAAAACAGCAUGGCUUGCAAUAUUUUACAUGUGUAUACCAUCAGGAUAUGCGCUUGGCUAUGUCUACGGGGGUUUGGUUGGAAGUCAUUUUGGUUGGCGUUAUGCAUUCUGGGUAGAGUCUUUAUUGAUGCUUCCAUUUGCCAUUUCAGGGUUUUUUAUGAAGCCUCUGCAGUUGAAAGGUUUAGUUCCUGCUGAUUCAAAAAAGGCACUGGCACCUGAGACAGUUGUGUCAGAAGUUCAAGCUGCUUCAAAUGGAAAAGAUGAAUCGCUGUUCUUAAAGGCAGAACUCAGAGAUAAAAGCUCAAAUGACCAUUCCAAGUCAAAAUCCGCAACCAAAAUAUUUGAUCAGUUCUCAAGAUUUUUGAAUGAUAUGAAAGCACUUUUGCUUGAUAAGGUUUAUGUUGUCAAUGUUCUAGGUUACAUUGCAUACAACUUUGUCAUAGGUGCCUACUCGUAUUGGGGGCCCAAAGCUGGCUAUAAUAUAUAUCACAUGACUAAUGCAGAUUUGAUAUUUGGAGGAAUUACAAUUGUAUGUGGAAUAGUGGGAACUUUAGCUGGAGGCUUUGUUCUGGAUUUUAUGACCAACACCUUAUCAAAUGCAUUUAAGCUUCUAUCAACAACGACAUUUAUUGGUGCAGCAUUUUGUUUUGGUGCCUUCUUAUUCAGAAGCAUGUAUGGCUUCCUUGCUCUUUUCUCCAUUGGUGAACUUCUUGUUUUUGCCACUCAGGGUCCUGUGAAUUACAUAUGUCUCCGUUGCGUUAAACCAAGUUUGAGGCCUCUAUCCAUGGCUAUGUCUACAGUUGCUAUUCAUGUCUUUGGAGAUGUACCUUCCUCACCUCUUGUUGGAGUUCUUCAGGAUAACAUAAAUAACUGGAGAACGACAGCAUUGAUUCUAACAUCCAUAUUGUUCCUAGCAGCUGGAAUAUGGUUAAUCGGAAUAUUUUUGCAUAGUGUGGAUAGAUAUGAUGAAGACAGUGAGCAUCAGGUAUCAAAUGUAGAGAGGUCAAACACCAUGCCGUUGCUUCUAGAAAAGACUGGAGAAACAUCUGCAUCUUCUGCCCAACCGCAGUCCCCCUGAAUGUUGAUUUUGUGGUUUAUAUAUGCCUGUCCAAGCACAAAUUAUGUCGCACAGUCACAAUCCCUAUGAUGUUAAUAUGUUUCUUUCUUUUCUUAUUUUUUGUACAUUUAUUAUGUGUAUAAGCAUCAAUUUGCUCUUGGUUAUAAUGGAAAUUAUUUAGCAAGUGUAUUUCAGUUUUAUGCUUCACCAUC
Molecule: messenger RNA, 3084 nt
Organism: Abrus precatorius (Indian licorice)
Lineage: Eukaryota; Viridiplantae; Streptophyta; Magnoliopsida; Fabales; Fabaceae
Product: probable sphingolipid transporter spinster homolog 2
Exons: 15
Coding region: 1586-2893 (435 amino acids)
Biological process (GO): transmembrane transport
Cellular component (GO): membrane
Molecular function (GO): transmembrane transporter activity
Source: RefSeq, a predicted model, not a curated record